GGAGGGGAAUCGUACAUGUCGCCGACGUUGGCGGAACGUGAGCGCGAAACACUUCAGUCGUGCGCGAUCCGUUGAACGAGCACCACGUGGUUCGGUGUUGUUGGCGGUCACUCCGAAACAACGAGCGGGGUUUGUUAUCCCGCAGUUCUCACGACGUGCUGGCGAACGUGUCGUUUGUUGACAACCGAGUGAUUUCAAGUUGAGCAAAAGUGCCUCCAAAAGUACGUAACGUUUCAUCUCGGUGAAUGUCGCGUGUGUGAGCUUUGGUCGGGGACCUGCUCGUUACGAUCUCUUUACAUAAUUCGAGGUGUUAACGCGUCCGGUCAAUUCUUCGAGCCAGGUCAAUACAUAAGAUACUUAAUGCGAUUAAACACGGCGAAUAAAUAACACCGCCGCCGGUGGCAUCUGGAAACCGUGUCGGGGUACUUUUCGAUUUUUUUUUUAAUUUAUUUUGCUUUCCUUAGAAAAUCAUUCGAAGGGAAGGAGACAUUUCUACACAUCCUCUGAUCUGCCUUUCAAGGGUUUGUUUCGCGCACCUUUCUUCUCCUUCGCGCCUGCUCUCAUGUACGCAUCAUUUAUUUUUCGCUACAUUCGCCGUGCAUUCAUCGACAACGACAGGCGAGUUCCGUUUCUUUUGUUGGCAUUGCGAAACACCAUGGUCGUUGUUUGCGCUGCAUCGAAAAGUGCGCGAAGCUGCAUCGAAGGAUUACGAAGCUACGCUUGAAACGAGGUGAUUGACCGUCCUACUAAAUUUGGGAGAAUGCGGGUCUUCGUAACUUGUCUUGCUUCCGGUUCGGCCACACUUUCGUGCUCUCUUCGAAUUUAUCUGUGGAGUUUUCUACUUUGUUUUGAGAUUCAAUCGUGUCGAAGUGCAAGCAGGGUCAAAGGUGUUUCGUUCUUUUUAUCGGCGUAUUUAAAAGCCCGUUACGUUAGCGUAAUUCCCCUCCUCAACCUCCUAAAAGAAAACGUUUACGAAGUAACGACGAGCGAAUUUACACUGACGAGUUAUCACCUGAGAUCCUUUGUUUACCGUCUCAUUUUGUAACGUGACGUUCGAGAGAGAGAGAGAGAGAGAGAACUCGGAACAACACAAUAGUGACGUAACACCAUCUCUUUCAGGAUCCGAGAAACUUGAAAGAUAUUUUAAAGAGUACAAUUCUCAAUCCGGUUGUUUUGAUUUAUCGAGACUGAUUCAAUUUUCCCAGCGCGAAACUGACUUGCAAAUUUUCGCAUAUCAGAUUAUAUUCGACUUAUUCUCUCAGUUUUUCCUGAUAUUCGCAUUAAAUUAAUGCGCAAUACUCUUUGUUCGCAACGGCGGAUCUCGCGGUUUAUCUCAAUCAGGAGAGAGCGGAAGGUGCGAAGACUUCCCUAUUUGCAAAAAUAUUCCGUUGGGAUUAGAAAGAGGAAGCGGUUACUUAACUGCGCUGUUGAAUACAUCUAAGAAAAACAGUGUCACCCAGUAGUUUCUAGAUUAUGUAGUAACGCGUCAUUAUAAGAAGGAGGGGUCACGAGCAUUUUCCCCGCGAUUACGAGCUCGCUGGUGCAGAAGAAAGGUCGGAUUUAUCGUGCGAAUAAUCGACCUCGGAGAUAACGCGAUUCAGAAUUUGCGAUCCGAAAUUUACGCGCACGCGGACGAGUCCAGCCAAGUCUUUCGUUCAGGAUUGCUUUCAGGACCCAUCAUAAGCGAUCACGUUUUCCGGAGCUGCGCGUUCCAACGCGACACGAUCUCGCUCCAUGGUGCGUAUGUUCGCGGAGUAGUGUCACAUCGAGAGGAUAAACAAGAAAGGAGCCCGUUUGAGCCGGGCCGUGGGUGAGCGAGCGAGCGAGUGAGUCACCCUCGUCAAAGAUCCGAGGAUGAAAUUCCUCGCCGCUUGGACGCUGACGGCGUUGGCCGUGGUGGCUUUCGCCGCGAUCAAGAAUGACGCGUCGACGGUCGACAGGCUGCGGCAGGAGCUGCUGCGCCUGGAGCAGCAGCUCGCGAGAAACCUGGCCGACUCCAAGUGGACGAACGUCGACGAGCAACAGAAGUAUCUGUACAUCAUCAGAGCGUACAAGAAGUUCGGCAAUCACGUGGACGAGCUCUAUCCAUUGAACCGGCCGAAUUACCUGCAAGCCUUGGACUCCCUGUGGCUCUGGGCGCGCGCCCAGGCCGAGUCCAAGGGCGUAAACGGCCUCUACCAGGUGUUCCGGCAGAUGCAGCGCGAGAUCGUCGAUCUGAGCAUGCCGAUGAUCCCGAAACAGCUGGCGAACUUUGCGGAGACGAUCCUGCGGGAUCCGAACGCCUCGAUACCGCGCUCGCUCGAUCGUAUCGCGAGUCUCAUCGUCCACGAGAACCUUUUCAUCGCGGCUUACAAGCAAAUGUCGAACCAGAUGUGCACCGAUGUGCAAUCGCCGCAGCAGAUAUUGUACAAUUUGUACAACACGGUGGCGUUAACGGAGAUCAAGGGCUACACAAUGAUGCAGUUUUCUUACAUGAUACUACGUUUAUACAACGAAGGCAAAAAUUUCAACGAGGAGAUCGAGACGCUGAAGCAGCAAUACGAGAUUAGGACGUCCGAGACAUUGAGAGCCGUUAAGACGGCGAUGGCCUUUGCCCCGAGAAGUGUCUGGAAGUGCGAUCCUUCCGUGCACAAAUUAGACGAAACCUACACCGAGCUGAAGCAGUUGUUCCAAGGGUACAUCGUAAACGAGGUGGACUUGAACGGCGACGGCACGUGUAAGGAGAACUGCGCCUACUACGGAUAUACCAAGGUGUACGGUUGCUAUCAGAAUCAAUUUUGCUCGCAACAACGCCGGUGCAACGGCAAGAUAUUGAAUUGCGAGUACAUCGAUUCCGACAUGUGGAUCUGCCUGUCGAACAGGAACAGCAGUAGAAGAUAUGAGUACAUCCAGUACGAGAACGGCAUGAUGUACGGUAACAAAAACACUUGUUCUAGAGGCACGACAAAAGUCGAUAGCUGGUGGCGGUGGCUAUUCUGGCAUUGCAGCUAUUGCUUUUGCUAUUGUGAUGAUCAAAACACCAGCUCCCACCGAUACUUCAGUCUCAGAACUGUAAAGUCCGAUAUAUCGAAUAAUAAAGUCAUAACUGGGGCGAGGCUGAAGAAGGUAGACCAGAUUAUUCACAUACAAAUCCAGGAAGGCCAAUUACUUCCACGUGGAGGGCUCAAUAUGUCCAGCAUCAAGUGGAUACCAAUCGACAAGUUCUCGACCAUGAACUCUAACGUCCAAAACGGCGUGGACUAUCACAAACUCGUGUGGGAGAAACGAGCCUUGGAUCUCGAUGACUUACUGCCACCGGAGGGUCAUCUCUUGACUGGCAUUCGGUUCCGCAUGAUCGGUAGCCGUUUGAAUUUGGAAAUCAUGGCGACGCCAUUCAACUUUUCGACCGGAUUGUUAGACGAGCCCGAGAAGAAGAGUUUCUGGCACAGUAACGACAUGACCGACAGAACUGAGCUGAAACUAAGCGAGCCGGAUGUGCCGAUUCGCGAUUCCGAAAAUCUGCCGGACUCCGGGACGAACCAAUACCUGAAUUUCGCACCCAGCGACCGACGUAAGGACGCUGCGCAGAGCACCGUACCGUUCCUAGACGUGCAACCGAUCACGCCGAGUCCGCCGAUACUGAUUGCGGGCGCCGGUAUCUUUCACAAGGGACGCAAGGGCUCAGGCGGUUUCGUCGCCUUGCGACUCAUCACCUACGACUUCACGCCGCACUUGCAGGUCGACCUGCCGCCAGCACCGCCUCUCCUCGAAACCCCGAACGAAAUCAGAGCCCAGAGAAAAUAGCACAUUAUCAAUUACUCCUCCCCUUCUCGCAAGGUGGGAUCUUCUAAAUCACUUAGAUUAUGAAAGAACCUGUGAUCUACCGAGGACCUCAAUGUCGAGGUGGAUACGUACAUUUAUGUUCUAUAUAUGUUAAAUAUGUAAUUGCGUGUAAGUAGAUGAAUAGGACAAGCAACCGUAAGUUUCGCUCUAACGCGCGUAUUAAACUCGCCGUCGUUCACCGGUGUAUCGUGUGCCAAAUCGAUAGUGUAAUGACACCCCGUGAGUUUGAAAAAUCCCUUCUCGAGAAUAACAGAACUCAAUGGGAUUGUAGAAGAGUUGUGAUUCAGUACGACUGAUUUAGAGCGAGGCGUUUGAGUUGCGAGUCUUAGGUUUUUGUAAAUCUAAUUUACCAAAUAUCGAGUCUUUUCUCCAUAAGACCAGCAGUUCUAUUUUAUAUAUACAUUUCAUUUUUAAGUUUGCAAAUUUAUAAAUGACGUAUAUAUAAACGUAAAAUAUAAUUCAUUGACAGAAUCACUCGAUUUCGAGAGACAAAUAAGAGUAAUUAUAUACGGCAAAAAAUUAUUACUACCACUUGGAUAGCUAGGUUUCGUUACCGUUAAGAUAUUUUGCUUUAUGUAAAUUCAAGAUUAGUUGAAGUUGGAACAUUGUACGGUGUUCAUUUUUUUUUUUAGUAUUGUGAACGUGAAACAAUUUCGUCAAUUGUGUACUGUAGAGCGUGUGUAACUUUAUAGUCAAUAUUAUAAUAUUUUUAUAUUGUACGUAAUAUAUGGAUUUUUCUUUCUAACUUCCGCCAUA
This is a messenger RNA of Dinoponera quadriceps, 4578 nucleotides long. RefSeq lists its product as uncharacterized. The transcript is spliced from 8 exons. Bases 1855 to 3783 code for a protein of 642 amino acids. The record is from RefSeq and is a predicted model, not a curated record. NCBI's taxonomy places the organism in Eukaryota, Metazoa, Arthropoda, Insecta, Hymenoptera, Formicidae.